Molecule: messenger RNA, 3980 nt
Organism: Drosophila sulfurigaster albostrigata
Lineage: Eukaryota; Metazoa; Arthropoda; Insecta; Diptera; Drosophilidae
Gene: sktl
Product: phosphatidylinositol 4-phosphate 5-kinase type-1 alpha
Exons: 3
Coding region: 771-3161 (796 amino acids)
Biological process (GO): phosphatidylinositol metabolic process
Molecular function (GO): phosphatidylinositol kinase activity
Source: RefSeq, a predicted model, not a curated record
AUCAUUCUACAGAGUUGACUCACACUGCGCGUAUGACUUGGCCAGCUGUGCUGUGCGCUUGCAAAUAAAAAAAGAGAAAAAAUAGUGUAUCAAGAUUUCACUUUGUUUUUAAACAUUAUUAAACAAUAGUCGAAAUUACGAGUGUGUGUGGCAGUUUAAGCAAAAGUUUUUUGUGGUUUGUUUGCGGUGCGCGCGCGUCUCAAUUGUGUUUUUGUUCUUUUUCUCGUAUUAAGCACAGUGAGAGAUGUUCGGGGUCUUAAUGCGGCUGCCGCAGUCGCUGCUACGCGAAACAUAAAAGAAAUUUGCUGUUUGCCGCCGACGUCAUCGAACACGCAUACAUAGCGAGAGACACUAAACACACACACACACACAUGCACUAAGCAGUCAUUGAAAUUGUUGCUGGAUAUGUGAAUUAUGAAAGCAAUUUAUCAACUGGAAAUCGAACAGCGACAACAACAAACCACAAACUGUCUGGCCAAGCAAGAAGAAAUACGCGAAGCACAACGAAACAAUAAAAGCGUUCAUUGAUCGACGCGUCACAGCAACAGCAACAACAACAGCAGCUGCAGCGAAGGGUUGGAAGUGCAAGAGUAAAAGAGAGAGAGAGGCGCAUAAGAUUCGCAGCUCUCAUCAGCAAUUGGCUGGAGUGCUACAACUACAACUACAACUUGUUGCUUACACUAAACUUACACACAUACACACGCACAUAGUCAGCUGUGUGCGUGUGACCUUUGGCGGCGUUUCCCCUCGAGCAUUUUGUGUUCCGCAGCAUGGAGGAGCAAAUGCAGCUGGAGCUGCAGCCCCUUAAUAAGCUGCAGCAGCAGCUCAGCAACGGCGAAGCAAGUGGAGAACAAGUGGAGCAAGUGCAGCAAGUGGAGGAGCAGCAGCCACAGCCGAAACAACAGCCACAACUCAAACUCACCAUCAACACGUCAAGCAACUCGAUCAACGAUUAUGUGGCCACCACAACAGAACAGCUGCCCGUGAUACCAGCAAUCCAGCAAACUUGCAGCACGCCCAGCACACCGCUGCCACAGCCGCAACCAGUUGAGCCCGUGGCAGGCACAUCGCGGCAACUCUUCAGGGAGGCGGCUAACGCUCACGGCGGCCAGGAGUCGUUGGCGCUGCUGCAGCAGGAGAUUAGCAACAUUGCGGCCACGCAAAUUCCGAAGGUGUACAGCGACAGUUCGAUGCAGGACACGACGGUGUCGAGGAAUCCCUCGACGAAGCACGAGAAGAAGAUCGGACAUCGUCGGGUGGCGGAGGGCGGUGAGGUGACGUACAAGAAGAUCCAGUCGAAGCAGAUCAUGGGCUCCAUUCAGCUGGGCAUACAGCAUACGGUGGGCAGCUUGGCGAGCAAACCGAAGCGAGAUCUGCUGAUGAACGACUUCUGGGAGAUGGAGACAAUUGCCUUUCCCCCGGAGGGUUCUUCGCUAACGCCUGCGCAUCACUAUAGCGACUUUAGGUUCAAGGUCUAUGCACCGAUAGCGUUUCGUUACUUCCGCGAUCUGUUCAACAUUGAACCGGACGAUUUUCUCAUGUCCAUGGUGGCGUCGCCCAUGCGCGAAUUGUCCAAUCCGGGUGCAUCGGGUUCGAUCUUCUAUCUGACGGACGAUGAUGAGUUCAUCAUCAAGACGGUGCAGAAGAAGGAGUGUGAAUUUCUGCAGAAACUGCUGCCUGGUUACUAUAUGAAUCUCUCGCAGAAUCCGCGAACGCUGCUGCCCAAGUUCUUUGGCCUCUACUGCUUUCACUACAACUCGAAGAAUGUGCGACUGGUGGCCAUGAACAAUCUGCUGCCUUCGGACAUUAAGAUGCACUCCAAAUACGAUCUAAAGGGUUCCACCUUCAGACGUAAGGCGUCGAAGGCAGAGCGCCAGAAGGCGAGUCCCACGUUCAAGGAUCUCGACUUUGCCGAGCAUCAUCCCGAUGGCAUUUUCCUCGAGGCAGACACUUAUACGGCACUGAUGAAUACCAUCAAAAGGGAUUGCAUGGUGCUGGAGAGUUUCCAGAUUAUGGAUUACUCCCUGCUGGUUGGCAUACACAAUCUGGACAUUGCGGCCAAAGAGAAACGCGAAGAGCGCAUUCGCAAUGCGCGAGCGAAGCUUCAGCGCAAAGAGGGAAGCACAGCAGCGGCGGCGCCUUUGGCCACGUCAAACGAUGACGAUGCACCCGAAGCGGAUCAGGUGAAUCAGCUGCAUGCGGUCGCCUCUUACGCAUCGAUACCGGGCACCUCGGCAGCGGGUUUGAAUCGGACGCGCAGCAUGAAUCGCCAGCGUUUGGUGGCACAUUCCACGGCGAUGGAGUCCAUCACCGCCGAUCUGGAUGCCACGAUCGAGGAGGGCGACGAUGAGCCAAAGGGCGGCAUUCCCGCACGCUCGUCGAACGAUGAACGCUUGCUGCUCUACAUUGGCAUCAUUGAUAUACUGCAAUCGUAUCGACUAGAGAAGAAGCUGGAGCACACAUUCAAGAGCAUACUGUACAAUGGUGACACGGUCUCCGUUUGUCGGCCGUCGUUCUAUGCGAAGCGCUUCCAGGACGCCAUGGGCAAGCAGGUGUUCAAGAAGACGCCCACAUUUCCGCUCAAACAUUCCCCCUCGAAGCGCAAGACCUCCACCACUCAACUACGCACGCCACUCCCCCGCACUCCCGCCUCCAAUGCGGCAAAUGUGACGGUGAACGGGGGCGGCGGCGGAGGGCGGCCAGUGAAUCUGGCCAUGUUGUCGGGCAUGUCGACGCCGCCGCCUGCGUUCGAUGACAUCUCCGAGGAGGAUAUCACGGCUGCUGUAUCCACCACAACGCUGCAGCAGCGCAGCAGCAAUAGCAACAGCAACAUUGGGAACAGCAUCGAGAAGCGUCGUCUGCAAUCUCCGUACUCUUAUGACAGUUCCAUGCGCAGCAGCAGCGCCUUGACCAGCGACUACAGCGACGAUGAGUCCACGACGGGGGGCACAGAUCACGACGCGGCACCAACAGCACAGACACUGCAUCUGACCAAGACGAGUGUGCAGGUGACCACGGUGGGCUAUGUGGAGGAGACGCCUGCGCAUAUGGUGGAUGUGAAUGGGAAGCCUGCAACGGUGUUGCAUGCCACCACAAAGACGGCGCACAUCCAGGCGCCCAGCUACACAUCCACGCUGCUGGUGAACGAUGUGCCGCGAUGAGGAUUAGAGAGAGAGAGAGAGAGAGAGAGGAACGAGAAGGCGAUGGCGAUGUGUAAUAAAUAUCCUGUUUACCUACCCUACAGAUUGGUGCUGGCUUUCACUGAGAACACUGUAAUAUCAACACACUCCCACACCCCUCCACCCGCUGCGUUGUGUGUGGCAUGUGGCAAGCGCGAAAGCGAGUGUGUGUGAGUGUGCCUCUCAUAUUCGAUGUGGCUGCUGCCGCGCGCACAGCUCGUUUAUCUUGAUUAAACAAAUACGAAAAAAACGAAUAUGUGUAUUCGAUAUGAAAAUUUAUGUGGCGCGUUUGUUAAUUGACUGCCACACACUCACACACAUACACACACACACACUCGCGUUACUAUGCAACAUGUUAGAGAGCAAACGAAAAGCUGAAAUGAAAAGGAAAUCCUAGCAAAAAAAGAAUUCGACUCAAUUUGCUUUUUAUUUCGCUUUUCGUCUCCCCAUUAAAAUUUAUAAUUAUUUUCAUUUUCCUAUCACAUUUUGUUUGUCCUUUUUCCUUUUUCCAUUUUCCAUUUUUUUUUUCUGUUUGUGUUCGUUUUUGCUUUGGUUGUAAACUCGACUCGUAAUAUUUGUCUGUGGCCUUCAUUGGAUAUAGGUUCUUGAUAUUAUCUCUAUAUGUAUUACUGUUAGUCGCAAGUUUUCUCUGCACAUAGCGAGAGAAGACUUUACAAAAUGCUUUAGCGCAAACAAGUUUGACAUUGUUAAUCUGUGUAUUUUUGUAUUAUAAAAUGCGUUUAUCUGUAUGCUAGGAUCAUAUUGUAUAUACUUAACAGAUUUAAUGAAAUAAACGAAAUU